CUCGGAGACGGAACCUCCUUACGGCAUAAAUGUCCGAGGUAACGCUUAAAGAGUUAAUAACAGCAGCUUCACCUGCAUCCCUAUUUGAAUGGCUCAACCCGCACUUGGAUCGCGGUAUGAAAUAUGUCUACCCCAAGUAUCUCUUGCCAUUGUUCUUUGGAACUCACUUACUCGUCUUCUCUGCCGUAAAUAUUUUCCAUCCGUACCUGUACAAAGAGGAGAUUCCUCAUUUCAAUCAGGUGUCACAUUACGCCCGAGGUGAUUUUGAAUAUCAUGACGAGAAUAUUCAUACUCCAACUCUAUGGCACUACGUAAUAUCCAUCCCAUUCUACCUCCUUGGUAUCACCCCGACUCUAUCUGCUCUCCGCCUCACAUGCCUUUUCCAAGCCCUUCUCCUUCCUACAGUCCUCACAAUCAUACUCACCCCUACCCCUUUCCCAACCCCAUUUUUCCUACGUCGUUUCGUCAAUGCGUUCUGCCAGCCCAAAGAAUACGCUGUCGCGAUGGGACUCAAUUCCAUUGGUGUCUUGAUGAUAUCGAGGUUCACGCCCGGAAUCAGCUGCCUACUCGGACUUCUGGUCCUGUGGAGAUCUGUGGCGAAAAGGAGAUAUUGGAUAGGGGCGGGGGUGGCAGCGGUUGUAGGGAUAAUGAGAGCCGGGGUCAUGGUUUGGACUGUUUUUGUUCUUGGAUGGGUAGCUUGGGAAAUUGCUGUGACUGACAGGGAAAGAAAACAAAGAGCUUAUAGCUAUUACCCAUAUCUGUUUACGCUAGUCAUAUGGUGGUUUGUAUGGCGCCAACAAAACAUUCCAUUGGACUGGUCUGGGUUUGGUGACCUUUAUCCUUUGAUGCUACUCACGCACCCUAUGUUUCCCGUCUUGGCGCCAUAUAGCCCUCUCUUACUGAGGAAACACCUCCGAUGGACCCUUCUUUGGGCCUUUGCAACCCUCUGCACAUACGUCGUUUCGGAUAAUACCCCGAGCAGAGCAGGUGCUACCAUUGAUCAAUGCCUUCCCCUCAUCAUCCUGCGCCUGUUUCUACUUUUCAUUGGUGGUAAGCCUGAGAAGUCUGCUCCGGAGGCUGAAAAGGAGGAUGGGGAUGAACAGCGUGCGAGGGCUGCAGGUCGAGGGUUGGAAGCUCGAGAGCAGGUCAAAGGCGAUACAUCCUCGGAGGAAAGACGGCCGCCGCAGACAGCAGGGACCGCAGAGGAGGGCCAUAGGAGAGGACAAGGAUCGCAGCAGCAAAAUAUGGGACGGAUAGAGAUUGGGUGGUAUACCUUGAUUAAUCUUGUAGCAGGCUCUCUUCUUCUCGUCAUAGACACACAGAGCAAUAGACAUGGACACUAGUCCUCUAAGAUGAAAUCAUAUAGUCCAUAUUAUCUUACACUGGCCCACUGUUA
Cryptococcus deneoformans JEC21 is the source of this 1396-nucleotide messenger RNA. RefSeq names its product expressed protein. The record is from RefSeq and is a predicted model, not a curated record. Bases 30 to 1343 code for a protein of 437 amino acids. NCBI's taxonomy places the organism in Eukaryota, Fungi, Basidiomycota, Tremellomycetes, Tremellales, Cryptococcaceae. The transcript is spliced from 6 exons.